This is a messenger RNA of Cylicocyclus nassatus, 3636 nucleotides long. The record is from the annotation of a GenBank genome assembly. Lineage: Eukaryota; Metazoa; Nematoda; Chromadorea; Rhabditida; Strongylidae.
AUGCUGGAGAAGCGCCAGUUGUGCACUUGCACUAUAUAUUCACUGCGCGCAAAAUCUCCCGGUGUGAUUGAAGAGAAUUCUGCGAAUGCGAAGAUCUCACUAUGUGAAACGGCACGUCUGUGUUGUGUGUCGCGAGUGACAUCAUCGACAUUUUCGAAAUUGCGUAUCGCCUUGGCGCUGUUCGUGAACCUUUGCUCGCCACUUUUCUUCAUGUCAGAAGAAGGGAUUGACCGUCUCGAAGGUCGAAACGACACGUUCGGAGGGUUGGUUAUUCGGAGGAACAAAUCGACUGACAAAGAUAAAAAGUCGCGCGAUGAUGGAAGGUCAGUGCUUGGACUGGACCGAUUGGCUCGUGCCAAAAAAGAAGAACAUAUCAGAAAACGGGGCGAUGAAACACCCGGUGCGGGAGUCACCGACAGUGUGCGGAGAGGCAUUCAGAAAUAUCAGUCAGAGAAAUAUCGUGACGAACGUCGUGGUCUAGCUGCUGAUAGCAGGAAACGGGAUAGGGACAGAGAUAGAGAUCGUGAUAGAGACAGGAAUAGUCGAGAUGACGAGAGAGGCUCAAAAAGUCGACGGGAUGACCGAUAUCGCUCUGAGAGAAGAGAUCGCGAUGACAGGAGAAGUCGAAAAGAGUUUGAGACACCAGAUUUCAAGAUCCCAUUCACACCAUCACGGUACGGAUGGACUGAUGAUGAUGGACCGGCUCAAAAAACAGCAUGGGACACACCUUCGCCUCGUACCGUCUCGUCAUCUCGUCGAGGAGAUUCGGAGCGAAGUGUAUCAAGCAUUUGGCGGAGUGAGCGGCGGCAUCGUGAAGAGGAGCGGCAGAGAAAGCAUGGUGUUGAUGAUUCUGUUCGUUCCGUCAAAGAAGAAGGCUUUGAACCAAUGUUUUAUGAUGCCGAAGAGAAAGCGCAAUGGGAGGCUGAACAAAAAAUUAUCGAACGAGAGUGGUAUGACAACGACGGUGGCGUUUACGACGAGGAGUAUAAUCCAUUUGCUAAGGUUAGCGAAGAGUUUGUAGAAAAGCGAGAAAAGCAAUGGCAAGAAAAGACGACUGGACCACGUCUCACUCUGAAACAACAAUCAAUAAAGCGUGAAAAUGAACUUUGGGAAAACAAUCGUCUACACAGAUCAGGAGUUGUUGCUCUGACUGAUGAAUUAUCCAGUGUCUUUGAUGACGAAACGGAUGAGAAUCGUGUGCAUCUGCUUGUCCACAACAUCGUACCUCCAUUCCUCGAUGGCAGAAUCGUUUUCACCCGGCAAUCGAAACCAGUCAUACCGGUAGUGGAUACAACAUGCGAUAUGGCUGUAGCUGCAGCUCGCGGAAGUAAAGUUGUCAGGCAGUUUCGAGAAUCGGAAGAGAGGAAGAAGGCUCAAGAGAAGCACUGGGAGCUUGCUGGAAGCAAACUCGGCAAUCUGAUGGGCGUGAAGCAGAAGCCAGAUGAAACUGCUGAAGACGAUGACGAUGCAAAUGAUUACAAGGGAUCUCAUCAGUUUGCAACGCACAUCAGUGAAAAAUCGGAGGCUGUGUCAGAUUUUGCUAUGGAAAAAUCACUGAAGCAACAACGAGAAUACCUCCCAGUAUUCGCGUGUCGGCAAAAAAUGAUGACUGUCAUCCGGGAAAAUAACGUAGUUAUUGUUAUUGGAGAGACUGGUUCAGGAAAAACAACCCAGCUAGCUCAGUAUCUUUUAGAGGAUGGAUUUGGAGAUACGGGCAUCAUUGGAUGUACACAACCUCGUCGAGUCGCUGCUAUGAGUGUGGCGAAGCGUGUUGCUGAUGAGAUGGGUGUUGAGUUAGGACAAGAAGUUGGAUACGCAAUUCGAUUUGAAGACUGCACAUCGGAGAAGACGGUUAUCAAAUACAUGACAGAUGGUAUCCUUCUUAGAGAAUGCUUAGGCGAUGGUGAUCUAGACCAAUACAGUGCAAUCAUCAUGGACGAAGCCCACGAAAGGUCUCUGAAUACCGACGUACUGUUCGGUCUGCUUCGCGAUGUUGUGGCACGUAGAACUGAUCUGCGCCUGAUAGUUACUUCUGCUACUAUGGAUGCAGAUAAAUUUGCGAACUUCUUUGGGGGCAGUUGUCCCACUUUUACCAUCCCUGGACGUACUUUCCCAGUCGAAAUCUUCCAUGCAAGAGCACCGGUGGAAGACUACGUUGAUGCUGCUGUCAAGCAAGCGAUCACUGUUCAUCUUGGUGGAAUGGAAGGAGAUAUUUUGAUUUUCAUGCCCGGUCAAGAAGAUAUUGAGGUUACUUGCGAGCUCAUGAGAACUCGGCUAGGUGAGCUGGAUGAAGCGCCUCCGCUUGCUGUGCUUCCCAUAUACUCGCAGCUGCCUAGUGAUCUACAGGCGAAGAUAUUCCAUCGUGCACCAGGAGGAAUGCGAAAAUGCAUAGUUGCCACGAAUAUCGCUGAGACUUCUUUGACCGUAGAUGGAAUUUUGUUUGUCAUAGACCCAGGUUUCUGCAAAAUGAAAGUGUACAAUCCGAGGAUUGGUAUGGAUGCACUUCAGAUCUUUCCUGUCUCGCAAGCCUCUGCAAACCAGAGAUCGGGUCGUGCCGGUCGUACAGGACCUGGUCAGUGCUUCCGUUUGUACACAGAACGGCAGUUCAAGGAGGAAAUGCUUGUCUCAACAGUCCCUGAAAUCCAGCGUACAAAUCUCUCAAAUGUGGUUUUGCUGCUGAAAUCUCUUGGUGUUGAUGAUCUUCUCAAGUUUCACUUUAUGGACGCACCACCACAAGAUAACAUGCUGAAUUCCAUGUACCAGCUCUGGACUUUGGGAGCACUUGAUAACACUGGACGUCUCACUGAUUUGGGAAGGACAAUGGUCGAAUUUCCACUAGAUCCCACCUUAUCAAAAAUGCUGAUUGUUUCGGAGGGAAUGGGCUGCAGUGAAGAGGUACUUACAAUCGUCUCUAUGCUGUCUGUGCCUGCAAUAUUCUUCCGACCGAAGGGUAGGGAAGAUGAAGCUGAUGCCAAAAAGGAGAAGUUCCAAGUGCCCGAAUCCGAUCACUUGACGUUUUUGAAUGUUUACCUGCAGUGGCGUCAGCACAAAUAUUCGGCCAAGUGGUGUGCUGAUAAUUACAUCCAUGCAAAGGCCAUCAAAAAGGUGCGGGAAGUACGUGCGCAGUUGAAAGAGAUUAUGCAAGACCAAAAGAUCAAAAUCAUUUCCACCGGAAGCGACUGGGAUGUGAUUCGAAAGUGUAUCUGCUCUGCUUAUUUCCAUAAUGCUGGAAGGCUGAAGGGAAUCGGCGAGUAUGUGAACGUUCGAACUGGCAUCCCAUGUUUCUUACAUCCGACGUCCGCUCUCUUCGGGAUGGGUUUCAUGCCCGACUAUGUGGUCUACCACGAACUCAUCAUGACAGCGAAAGAAUACAUGCAAUGCGUUACUGCUGUCGAUGCAGUUUGGUUAGCUGAACUUGGCCCCAUGUUCUAUUCAGUAAAGGAGUCGAAAACUUCUCGAUCUGAAAAACGAAUGGAAAGUGUAAGAACAGCCGAGAGUAUGGAAGAAGAGAUGAGAGAAGCCCAGAAGGAAAUGCAGCGGCGAAAGGAGGAGUCGGAGAGGGCAUUCAAACGACCAGAAAGCGUGCGGAUAGUUGACGUUGGCCGCUCUGUUCGCAGUAAACAUUGGGGAAUGUGA